Pistacia vera is the source of this 1566-nucleotide messenger RNA. RefSeq lists its product as uncharacterized. The record is from RefSeq and is a predicted model, not a curated record. The transcript has 10 exons. Bases 156 to 1190 code for a protein of 344 amino acids. Lineage: Eukaryota; Viridiplantae; Streptophyta; Magnoliopsida; Sapindales; Anacardiaceae.
AUUAAUAAAUAAAUAAAUUAAAGCUCUCACCUAAAUCUCUUUAAACCUCCGCAUGGUACUCUCUGAAAAUAUAAGCACACGCAAUUAGAACAAAAUAAUAUUAGGUUAAAGAAAAAAUUUGGAUUUGUUUGAGAGAGUUCGAUAGAGGGAUUGUUAUGGCGCAGAACGGCGGAGGAAGUGGAGGCGGCGGGGGGCCGGACUUCCAUCUGUCGGACGAGAUACUGGCGGUGAUACCGACGGAUCCAUACGACCAGCUGGAUCUGGCGCGUAAGAUCACGUCGAUGGCAAUCGCGUCGCGCGUGUCAAAGUUAGAGGCGGAGAUGGGGAGGAUGAGGCAGAAGUUGUACGAGAAGGAUCGUUUGAUAUACGAGCUUGAAGAGAGGCUCUCGCACGGGCAAAAAGUGUCGCAGGAGGCUGAGUCCAAAAUGAAGAUUAUACUUGCUGACAAUACAAAGCUUUCAAAGGAACGAGAUGCAUUGGCAAUGACUGUGAAGAAUCUCAGCCGUGAUUUGGGAAAGUUGGAGACAUUUAAGAGACAACUAAUGCAGUCACUGAAUGAGGAUAAUUCUUCGCAAGCUGAAACUGUUGAUAUUGGGACCUGUGACCAGUCGGUUCCAAGAGCCUAUCCUGACAAGGAUGAGGGGACCUAUGGCUAUAUGGGGCAACGUUCCUUCAGUGGCUCAACAGAUACGGGAAAUACAGUUGAUGAAGUGGCUUCUCGGAGUACUGCUCAAAGAUUUUCUCUGACUCCAUAUAUCACACCACGACUCACUCCAUCUCAAACUCCAAAAGUUAUAUCCACAAGUGUGUCCCCUAGAGGUUAUUCUGCUGCUGGAUCUCCCAAGAAAACAUCAGGUACAACAUCUCCAACAAAACCUCUAUAUGAUGAAAGAACUUCAUUAUCUUCAUGGUAUCCAUCAAGCCAACAGUCAUCAGCUGCAAAUUCUCCCCCUCGUGCACGUUCACUUACAGGGCGCACUCCUCGAAUUGAUGGAAAGGAGUUCUUUCGUCAGGCUAGGAGUCGCUUAUCAUAUGAACAGUUCAGUGCAUUUUUGGCUAACAUCAAGGAAUUAAAUGCUCAGAAGCAAACUCGAGAGGAAACCUUAAGGAAAGCAGAUGAGAUUUUUGGGACAGAUAAUAAAGAUCUUUAUCUAUAUUUCCAAGGAUUGCUUAACCGUAAUGUUCACUAGAGUGUACAAGUUCUCUACUUGUGAGAUUUACACUAAUAGGUCAAUUUGAUCAGCUCUGUUCAGUGGAUUGCGGUUUAAACAGUUCCCAACUGCUAAGUCAAUGGUUUGUGAUUUAUUCUCUGUGCCAUAAGACAUGUUCAAAUGUAUUCAGCAUAGAUUCAAGUGGCUUAUGUAUCAGCAUACUAAGUUUUAGGAUUUGCUGUUCACCCCCUCCUUCCUCUUCCCCUCAUCAUUGUUGCAGGUCACCUGUAAAUAUCUGCUUUAGGCUUCUUAAAGGCACUUGUUGAGAUUGACCUUGCAAAUUUUUUUUUUUUUCUUGAACUGGUAUGUAAGUCGGCAAUUUUCUCCAAAUUCAGUUGAUACUUCUCUCUCUCUC